AAAUAGUGAUGGGGGCAACUGAUAAACGCCAACAGUUUCCAACUUGACUUUCAAUAGCAAACAUCAAGUUGCAACAAUAAGCGGCCAAUUGUUUAGGCUACAGCACUUUUAAAAAGAUGGCAUUGCAAAUGAUGUUACUUGGUUUGCUGAUUGUUGCCGCAUUGGCCGAACCGGAGCCGAAGGCGGAACCUGCUGCAGAUCCACAAUAUUAUCCGAAAUACGAGCCCAAAUAUCCGCAGCCAUCGUAUUCUAAACCAUCCUACAAACCCAGUUAUCCUGCAUACCCUGAAUAUAAGCCGAGUUACGACUAUUCUUACAAGAAAGACAGCUAUUACUGUGAUCCUCGUACUCCACCCAGAUGCGCCAACUCGUCCGCCACGUUCUGCCUCAGUGACUACGAAUAUCCAUCUCGAGAAAUUCAGUAUGCCAUCGAAUACGACCCGCUGAUUUUGAAGAAAUACGCUGAUGUCCCCGUCCAAUCGGCUGACAAUUUAGUGGAGGGCGUUAGCUCGUCCGAAGAAGACAAAUUCGAUUAUUCUCACUACAACGGAAAAACCUUCGACCAGAGCAACUGGAUCGGAGGCGCAGGAUACAUCUGCCCUAGCGACGUUAUAUAUGCACGACCUAAACGCGCUUUGAACGUUGAAGGUGAAUGGCGUGUCAUUGUUCAAGACGUAGCCUAUUACACUCAGACCCAGCGUGUUGAAACGUGCUUGUUUGCUGGAGCAUCGUGCCGCACUCUGGCACCCUGUCACCGCAGUUCGUGCGUCCAGAAAUACGUCUACCAUCGUAUGCUUUCCUUUGACCCCUGCAAUGCUCAAAGAGGCCUUUUUAUUGACAUUUACAAGUUGCCAUCAGCUUGCUCCUGUCGUAUACCCGCUUGACUGGAACUCCAACGUUGCUGACUCUGAAAGAAGACGAAUAUUUCAUUAUAACCCCGAAAGUGGAAUAAUAUAUGACUAAGAGGUUCUUUAAUGUU
Daphnia carinata is the source of this 979-nucleotide messenger RNA. RefSeq names its product neurotrophin 1-like. Bases 117 to 884 code for a protein of 255 amino acids. Gene Ontology annotation, cellular component: extracellular region. The record is from RefSeq and is a predicted model, not a curated record. NCBI's taxonomy places the organism in Eukaryota, Metazoa, Arthropoda, Branchiopoda, Diplostraca, Daphniidae. Gene Ontology annotation, biological process: innate immune response; regulation of Toll signaling pathway; central nervous system formation. The transcript has 3 exons. Gene Ontology annotation, molecular function: growth factor activity; Toll binding.